Molecule: messenger RNA, 846 nt
Organism: Dentiscutata heterogama
Lineage: Eukaryota; Fungi; Glomeromycota; Glomeromycetes; Diversisporales; Gigasporaceae
Source: the annotation of a GenBank genome assembly
AUGGAUUCAAAAUUUAUAAUUUGUCAAUGUCCAAAAUAUAUUCAAAAAAACUCAGAUAGUAUUAAAGUUACUAAACGAACUAAGCUAAAACAUCAAAAAUACUUUAUUAAAGUUGAUAAUAUUUUUCAACUUAAUUCAGUUGAAUCAAAUAAUUAUAUUCAUAAAAUGAUAGCAACAGAAAAAACUUCAGAAAAUAUUCAAGCUCAGUUAAAUACUCAUAUACAACUAAAUACAAGUAUUGAAAAUAGUGAAAGUUUUAAUAAUUUGCAAAAUGAAUCAGAUAUAAAUAUUGAAAAUAAUAGUUUAGAAAAUAUGAAAAUUACAAUAGAUGAAAAUUUAGAAAUUAGUGAUAUUGAAAAUUAUCAAUAUCAAGAUAAUUAUAGUGAUAAAAAUAAUCAAUAUGAUGUUAAAUAUGAUAAUAAAAAUUAUCAAUAUGAUAAUGAAAAUUAUCAAUAUAAUAAUGAAUAUGAUGAUCAAUUGGAAGAGAAUGCUAUAAAUUAUGUAAAUAAAAUGCUAAUAACUGAAAAUGAUUUUUCUGAAGAUAAAUUUUCCGAAGAUUUAUUAGAUGAAAAUGAAAUUUAUAAUCAAAUAAAUUGGGAUUCUAAUUAUUUAAUACUAGAAAUUAUACAAGCUUUGCAAUUAUUAUAUUUAAAAAUAGAAAAUCCAGCUGUUUCAAAUAAUUUUUAUGAAAAAACAAAAGUUGAAAUGUGUAUAAAUUCUUGUCAAGCCUUUACUGAAGAAUUUAUUGAAGAUACAAGCUAUAAAAUUUGUGGUGAAUCACAAUAUGAUAGCAAAAAAAAUCCAAGAAAAUUUGCUAUUUACUUUCCAUUAAUCUCACGGUUAUGA